UAUACGUGACACGCGUGACCGUGUCACCUCACUUUCAUGCCGGAUCAUCCACGACGCGACAGAAGCCGGGAGCGCGACGAGCGACGAGAACGUGAUAGAGAAAGAGAAAGAGAGAGAGAUAGGGACAGGGACAGGGACAGGGAAAGGCGGCCUCCGGACGAGCCAGGCCGAACUAUCGUGAUGAACCCCGACGCCGCUCAAGUCGUUCGCGCAGUCCACGAAGACGCGAUGAACAGGACAACCGCGGAUCAGACCGCAGAGAAACGCGAUAUGACGAUAGAAGAGAUGGUGCCAGUCGCAGAAAGGACGCGCGCGACUAUGAUGAUCGUUCUCAUUCCAGAAGAGAAACCGAAUCGCGCCAUCCUCGGCCACGGAGCCCUGGCGCCCUUCGAGACUCGGAACGAGCUGCUCCUGCACCCGCUCAUCCUUGUGUCUCCUCCGUCCAAACGUCCCAACCUCGACCCGGACGCUCCUGACGAUCCUAUGCUUGACGGGGAAGAGGGCGAAGAGAUGGAUGAUGAUGCAGGGAUGAUGGCCAUGAUGGGUAUGGCUGGGUUUGGAUCCACUAAGGGAAAACACAUCGAAGGCAACCAAGAGGGCGCUGUGAAUAUCAAAAAACAGAGAACAUGGCGCCAAUACAUGAACCGUCGUGGAGGUUUCAACAGGCCACUGGAUAAGAUCAAGUGAGAAUGAGAAAGCUGUCCGUAGUAUUCAGAGACUGGACAUGUUGGAC
Messenger RNA from Mycena citricolor, 733 nucleotides. NCBI's taxonomy places the organism in Eukaryota, Fungi, Basidiomycota, Agaricomycetes, Agaricales, Mycenaceae. The record is from the annotation of a GenBank genome assembly.